AAAAGAGCUUUCCCUGCUUCGCUGUCUGCAUUUGAAAUCUGGAAAAAAAACAGUUAAUCUUAUGUGCUUUUUCUACGUUUUCUUGACAGAUUUAAUCUCAGACCUUCUAUAUCUGGAAAGAAGUGGCUACCAUGGAAAAUACAGAUGAACAGUAAGGAUUGUUCUGAAGAUAUCAUCAGUAAUGAAUUAGGCGUGAAAAACAACUCCCAUUUUCCAGGUGAAACAAUGACUACAAAAUCAGCAUUUAGCAUGUUAAUGUGCCUUCUUCAUUUGUGCGUUGUAAAUGGACAAGUAAUAUGUGAAAGGCAAAUGACUGCUGAGUGGCGAGUGAAACCAAAACCUACUGUGAUAAAAUGGACUCUAAGGGAAAACCUCUGCUCAGACUUUUACACUGAAUGCUGGAACAUGAAUAAAAGUAUUACCGAGGAAACCUCGGAUGAAAAAAAUCUCAAUAUCCCUCAGAUAUGCCCCUUACAGCUUCAAUUAGGUGAUAGUCUCUUCAUCUCCUCUGAGCCAUCCUUUCAGUCCUAUGGAAUGAAUUUGGUAAAUGUCUCCAAGGAAGAAUUUAUUAACUGUCCUAAAGCUGAUUUUCUCCAAAAACAGUUGAUUUUUGUUUGCCAGAUAAGAGGACUGCACCAAGUUGACCCUAACUGGCUUGGUACUGGAACUCAUUACUUUGCAGAACUUCAUAAGAGAGGCCCAAUAUUGUGCAACAUGGGCCUUCGUCUGAACGUAACCGUGAAACAGCAGUUUUGCCAACAGUCUCCAAAUGCCCCAUUAUGCUCUGGGCAUGGAAAAUGUCUCAGCCAUGUUUGGGAAAAAACGUAUAAUUGCCAUUGUUUCUCACAGUAUUCUGGAAAAUUCUGCCAGAAGUUUGAUGUGUGCUCCACUAAACCUUGCCACAACAAUGCCUCCUGCACUGAGAAAUCAGAACUUCCUGGAGAUUCUUACGAAUGCAUGUGUCCUCCAAAGUUUUCAGGUAAAAAUUGUACAGAAAUAGUUGGACAGUGCCAGCCACACACGUGUUUCAAUGGUAACUGCACUAAUGUUACUCCAAAUACUUUUCUUUGUGAUUGUGACAAGGGCUUCAUAGGUCCAUUUUGUGAGGAACCUGGUGAUCCUUGUGCAGAUGAGCCGUGCCAGAAUGGAGGCAUAUGCCAAUAUAAUCAGUCUGGAUAUAUCUGUGAUUGUCCAGCUGGUUUUCUUGGUCACAAUUGUGAAAUUGAUGUUAAUGAAUGUUCUUCAAGGCCAUGUCAGAACAGAGGUGCAUGUAUCGAUUUACCAAAUGAUGUGGCAUGUACCUGCCUGCCAAUAUUCACUGGCAAGUUCUGUGAGAGAAUACUCAAUCCAUGUGAGUUGUUCCCUUGCUUAAAUAAUGCAACUUGUGUUGCUCAACAGCAGAACUAUAACUGCCGCUGCCUGCCAGGAUUCACUGGAACGAACUGUGAGGAAGUAAUUGACUACUGCAGACUGCUCAGCAUCAACUGUCUGAAUGAAGGAUUGUGUCUUAAUAUAAUUGGAGGAUUCACUUGCCUCUGUGCACCUGGAUGGACAGGAGAAUUUUGCCAGUUUGCUGAAAACGCAUGUUUAAUUUACCCAAAUAUUUGUUCUGAGGGAGCAACUUGCAUUGAUAUGAGCCAACUGAGAGAAAAACCUUUGUUUCGAUGUAUGUGUCCUCAUAAUUUCACAGGAGAAUUCUGUGAGGUGCAAAUUGAUAAUUGCGGGUCGAAUUCAUGUAAAAAUGGAGGAACAUGUGUUGACUCUGAAGAGCAUUUUAAGUGCAUUUGCCCCAUUGGGUUUGAAGGUGAAAGAUGUGAAGUGGAUGUUGAAGGCUGCCUUUUCUACAAUAUAAGCUGUGCCCCAGGAGCACUGUGUGUGGAUAAAUCUCGUGGAUUUAAUUACACAUGUUUAUCACCAUGUAUUGGAAACACAGAGGUAUGUGCAAAUGGAGGUAGCUGCUUCUACGAUGAAGAAGGACAGAGAUCUCACUGUGUCUGUGCUCUUGGAUGGACAGGACAAACAUGCCUGGAGAAUAUUAAUGACUGUGAAGUAAACCAGUGCCAACAUGGAGCCACAUGUGAAGACGGAAUGAAUAAAUACAGGUGUAUAUGUCCCCUUGGUUACACUGGCAAAUUUUGUGAACUUGAUAUAGACAAUUGCAUUGGAAAUCUGUGCUCUGAAUAUGGUUUCUGCCAGGACCACUUGCAUAAUUACAGCUGUAACUGUGUGCCUGGAUACGAAGGACUCUUCUGUGAAGUUGAAAUUAAUGAAUGCUCAAGUUCACCUUGCAAAAAUGGAGCUACCUGUAUGGAUUUAAUUGGCCACUUUUCAUGUCAUUGUGCUGCUGGGUUUAAAGGAGAAACCUGUUCUGUUCCUAUGAAUGAAUGCCCAGACAGACCCUGUUGGAAUGGAGGAACCUGUGAAGAGGACAUAAAUGGCUUCAAAUGCAAUUGUCCAUUUGGUUUUUCAGGCCAGUACUGUGAAAUAGAAAUGAAUGAGUGUGAUUCAGCUCCCUGCCUGAAUGGUGCUGUCUGUCAGAAUGAUGUCAACAGCUAUGAUUGUUUUUGUCCUGAAGGAUUUGAAGGUCUAAACUGUGAAAUCAACUUUGAUGAGUGCAGUUAUGGCUUCUGUAAAAGCAAUUCAACUUGUUUAGACCUGGUUGCAGACUACAGUUGUGUUUGUCCCCCAGGAUUCACUGACAAAAACUGUUCCACCAAUAUUGAUGAAUGUUCCUUCAAGCCCUGUGAAAAUGGAGGCCAAUGCCAUGAUUUGAUUGGUGAAUUUUACUGUAGCUGUUUGCCAGGUUUUACUGGGCAGUUUUGUGAAGCAGAUGCUACCGCCUGUCUGUCACAACCAUGUGGAGCCUCCAGCAUCUGUAAAGACAUACUGGGUGGCUACGCUUGUUUCUGUGCACCUGGUUUUAUAGGUAAUAACUGUGAGAUUGAGGUGGAUGAGUGUCUUAGUUAUCCUUGUCACAAUGGGGCUACUUGUGUUGAUCAUCUGAAUGCCUUCACCUGCAUUUGUCAGGAUGGAUUUCAAGGCCCAACUUGUGAAGCAAAUGUAAAUGAAUGUCACUCUUCUCCAUGUCUUCAUAAUGCAUCAUGUAGAGACCUUAUUGGCGGCUAUGAAUGCAUCUGUCUACCUGGCUUUACUGGUGCAAGAUGUGAAACAGAUAUAGAUGACUGUGCUUCAUUUCCCUGCAAGAACGGAGCCACCUGCAUUGACCAACCUGGUAAUUACUUCUGCCAAUGUGUGUCACCAUUUAAAGGUUUGAACUGUGAGUUUAGGCCUUGUGAGGCCAGCAAUCCCUGCGAGAAUGGAGCUGUGUGCGUAGAAGAAAUGAAUUUGGACGUUUUUCCCCUUGGAUUCCAGUGCAAGUGUGUGAAGGGCUUUGCAGGUCCACGUUGUGAGAUCAAUGUCAAUGAGUGCAGUUCUAACCCUUGCCUCCACGGAUACUGCUAUGACAUUGUCGAUGGCUUCUAUUGUUUGUGCAACCCAGGAUAUGCAGGAUUGAAAUGUGACCAGGACAUUGAUGACUGCAUAAUCAAUGCUUGUGAACAUAAUUCUACAUGUGUUGAUCUACAUCUGAGCUACCAAUGUGUUUGCUUGCCUGGAUGGGAAGGAAAAUUCUGUGAAAAAGAAUCAAAUGAAUGUAAUUCAGAGCCUUGUAAAAACGGUGGCACCUGCAUGGAUCUUUUCAACAGCUAUCAAUGUGCAUGCACAGCAGGGUGGACGGGGCCAGACUGCAGUGAAGAUAUAAAUGAAUGUGAUUCUGAACCAUGCUUGAAUGGAGCCACCUGUUACGAAACUAUUAAGCCGGGGCAGUUCAUAUGCAUUUGUCCUCCAUUCUAUACUGGUGACUUCUGCCAUCAGCGCUUCAGUCCCUGCGAGCUGCCUUACAAUCCGUGCAUAAACAAUUCAACCUGCUUGGCACAAGUCGAUGGAAAUCCAAUGUGCAUUUGCAAAACAGGAUUUGAAGGUACUUACUGUGAAGUUAACAUUGAUGAGUGCAUCUCCCAUCCAUGCCAGAAUGAAGGUCUCUGUGUGGAUGGGGUCAACCAUUACAAGUGCUCCUGCCAACAUGGUUUUACUGGGACACACUGUGAAGUGGAGAUUAAUGAAUGCUUAUCAAGACCCUGCAAAAAUAAUGGAACUUGCUUGGAUCUCAUAAACAGAUUCAUCUGUAGCUGUGCACCUGGAUACUAUGGCUCUCUGUGUGAGAUGGAUGUCAAUGAGUGUGAAAAUUUGCCUUGCUUGCAUGGAGGAAGCUGCAUCAACAGGCUUGGAGGCUAUCGGUGUUUCUGUCUCCCUGGAUUCACAGGUGAUAGAUGCGAAGAAAAUAUAGAUGAGUGCAUGUCUACUCCUUGCUUCAACAAUGGAAGUUGCAUUGAUGACAUCAAUUCCUAUAAGUGUCACUGUAGGAGAGGUUUUAUUGGAACAAACUGUGAGAUAAAUGUUAACGAAUGCUUGCCAGAUCCUUGUCUUCAUGGAAGAUGUAUAGAUCUCAUUGAUGGAUACCAAUGCACUUGUGAAUCAGGAUGGACCAGCUCAAGAUGUGAGAUAAAUAUUAAUGAAUGUGAAUCUUCUCCCUGCAUUAAUGGAGGUUCUUGUCAAGAUGCAGUCAAUGCAUUUGUUUGUACUUGCCUGACUGGGUACACUGGCAGAUUUUGUGAAGUUGAUGUUGAUGUUUGCAAGGAGCCCACAUUGAACUCAAGUCUCUGUUACAAUGGAGGUGUAUGCGUUGAUGGACCUGGAAGAACUUUUCAUUGCAGGUGUCUUGCUGGAUUUUCUGGUCAGUUUUGUGAAAUAGAUGUUAAUGAGUGUAAUUCAUCACCUUGUCUGCAUGGCUCAACUUGUGAAGAUCAUAUCAAUGGAUACACUUGUAAAUGUCAACAAGGAUGGGAAGGUCUCCAUUGUGAGCUGGAUGUUGAUGAGUGCAUAUCCAAUCCCUGCAUACAUGGCAUCUGUGUCCAGAAGGACCCCAGCUUUGGUUAUUCCUGUUUUUGUAAGCCAGGAUUUGUGGGACGAAGCUGUGAGCUUAAUUACAAUGAUUGCCUUAUACAGUCCUGCUCCACUGGGUUUCUCUGUGUUGAUGGAAUAAACAAUAUCACCUGUUUACCCACUAUCCCCCAAAGCAAGAAAACUGUCACUGAAGUGGCUGAAGUGUUUCCCACUGAGAUUUUAGACAAUGACCUUCCAUCAGCCCUAGCUGUGUCUAUGGAACAUUGGUCUGAACGUGCUUCUCCUGAUUUUCAUAGAGGAAAGGUGGCCCAAGAUUUUAGUUAUGCCCGCUAUUAUGGUGAUUCUUACCAGGAAUUUCAAGGCUUGCAUUUGAACACGCAAAACUUCAUCCAUUUGGAAUUUAAGACCUAUAAUCCUCAUGGACUCCUCCUGUUUAUUGAGCAGAGCCCAGAAAGAGUAGGACACUUUUUAAUUCAGCUUUUCAUCAAACAUGGCAUCUUACAGUACCAAUUUUUAUGUGAUGAAGCAGCAGUCAAAAACAUCACUACUACUGCUAGAUUGGAUGAUGGACAAUGGUAUAAAGUGCAAAUCAGGCAGAACAUUGUACCAUGUGAAGCAGAAAUGUUGAUCCUGGGGAUAUCUGCAAAGACAAAUAUGUCUAGCAAUUUCUGGUCCAGUUCAUGGCUUGAAACCGGAUCCAUAUUUGUUGGUGGCCUCCCUCAUCAUUAUGCAAAAGAACAGAUACCUGGACCUGUCUACAAUUUCACUGGCUGUAUACGACUUGUAGAAAUCAAUAAUGUGGGACCAUUCAACUUCUCUAACGCUGUGGGAAGAAAUAAUGUUGGCAAUUGCAGGAUUCCUGUAUCCACACAUGUGUCAACGGCAUUCCCCGUGUUUUCUUCUGAUGUGCCUGAGUUGCCUAAGCUCGCUGUGCCCUCUCAGAUUUCCCCUGAAUUGCCGUCUGUAUGCCAGGAAGGACUGUGCCAUAACGGAGGGACAUGUCAUCCUCUCUCUCUGCCUACUGGGGCUACUUCGUUUCAGUGCGACUGCCCAUUACAUUUCACUGGUCGGUUCUGCGAAAAAGACACAACACUGUUUUUUCCAUCUUUUACUGGAAAUUCUUAUUUGGAACUACCUUCUCUGACAUCUGUAUCUGAGACCAAGACUGCAUCUGGGCAGGAAACAAGCAAUCUUACAACUCUGUACUUGACAGUGAAAACAACUGCUCUAAACGGCACGAUUCUUUACACUGGUGAAAAGAAUUUUGGAGAACAGUUUCUUCACUUGUAUCUCGUGGAGGGAAAACCAACAGUUCGGUUCAGCUGUGGAAACUCUCAGAACAUUCUGACUGUAUCAGUCAACCAACCCAUUAGCAACGGUAUGCUAAUCCCUAUCACAAUAAGCUAUAUGUUGCCUGUGAGUAGUCCUGAAGGUUAUUGUAUGGUUGAAAUGGCUGUAGAUGGAAAUCCUCCUGUACAACACAGACUUUCUCUCUCAUAUCGAGCAUCUCAGAUGACUUUUGGAUCAGUCUUCCUUGGAAAUGUUCCUGUUCAUGAAGGGGUUCAUCGAUGUGCUGGGCAGAUAUACGGCUAUAAAGGAUGUGUUAGGGAUUUUCAAGUGAACAACAAAGAGUUGUUCAUCAUAGACGAGGCUCUUGGAGGGAGAAAUGUAGAAAACUGCAAUGUUCCGAUAUGUGAUUAUCAUCCGUGUCACAAUGGUGGGACAUGCACUAGUGAUGCAGAAAAUUGGUUUUGUGAAUGCCCUAAACUCUACUCUGGAAAACUCUGCCAGUUUGCAACUUGUGACGAAAAUCCAUGUGGAAACGGUGCUACAUGUUUUCCAAAGUCCAAGCGAGAUGCUGUUUGUCUUUGUCCAUAUGGAAGAUCUGGCAUCCUCUGCAGUGAUGCUCUUAAUAUUACUCAACCGAGUUUCAGCGGCACAGAUGUCUUUGGCUAUACAUCAUUCUUAGCUUAUUCUACAAUCCCAGAUAUCACUUUCUACUACGAAUUCCGCUUGAAGUUUCAGUUAGCAAACCACCAUUCAUCUCUACAAGAUAACUUGAUUUUUUUCACUGGACAAAAAGGCCAAGGUCUGGAUGGAGAUGAUUUCUUGGUGUUAGGCCUCCAUAAUGGCAGAGUAGUGUAUAGCUACAAUCUAGGUUCUGGCACAGCAACUGUCGUUAGUAAACCACUUGAUCUGACACUCAAUAUUCACGUUAUCCAUCUUGGCAGAUAUCUCCAAAAUGGCUGGCUGAAGGUGGAUGAUCAGAAGAAUAAAACUGUAUCUUCUCCUGGGAAACUGGUUGGUCUCAAUGUCUUCAGUCAGUUUUACUUAGGAGGCUAUCAUGAGUAUACACCAGAACUCCUACCAAAGGGAUCAAGAUUUAAGAACGGCUUUCAAGGUUGUAUUUUUGAUGUUCAAAUUUCCACCAGCAUGAAUCAAGAGUUUAAAUCACCAGGGACUCCAGAAGGUCACCCUAAUUCUGGUCGCAGUGUUGGACAAUGUAAAGAUUCCCCGUGCAGUUUAAUAAAAUGCAGAAAUGGUGGGAAGUGCGUAGAAGGUGGUUCUACUGUUUACUGUGAAUGCCCCAUUGGAUGGAAAGGUGCAUUUUGCACAGAAACAGUGUCAGUAUGUGAACCAGAGCAUCAUCCUCCACAUCUGUGUAAGCGAGGCAGUACCUGUGUGCCACUGCCUAAUGGCUAUACAUGUCAUUGUCCUCUUGGAACAACGGGUACCUACUGUGAACAAGAUAUUUCCAUUAGUGAUCCAUCUUUCAGAAGUAAUGAAUCAUCGUGGAUGUCAUUCACACCCUUUUAUAUCCGGCAUAGGACCCAUAUCAAACUACAGUUUCAGCCUCUAUCUCCAGACGGUAUCUUGUUUUACACUGCACAGUAUCUGGGCACUCAGUCCGGUGACUUUCUAUGUAUAUCGUUAGUAAAUGGAUUUAUACAGUUACGCUACAAUCUCGGAGACAAGACGGUCAUCCUACAGACCUUUCAGAAGGUCCAUACAAAUGGAAAUACAUGGCAUUCACUCAAAGCAGGAAGAGUUGGUAAUGAAGGCUACCUGGAUCUGGAUGGUACCAACAUUACUCAAAAAGCUACUCCCGGAAUGAACGCACUAGACACACACACAGAUUUUUUUGUUGGAGGCGUGUCUUCCUUAAACCUUGUUAAUUCAAUGGCCGUAGAAAAUGAACCCACAAGUUUCACCGGUUGCAUACGAGAAAUUGUUAUAAACAAUAAGGAACUGAAGCUCACCACGACUGACCCCAAAGGUGGAGCCAACGUUGGUGACUGUGACGGAACAGUUUGUGGGUACACAGUGUGCAAAAAUAAUGGAACAUGUAAAGUUGAAAACUCAGGCUUUUCCUGUUCUUGCCCACAAGAGUGGACAGGGAGUACAUGUGAACAAUCUAUUCACUGUUCACAAAACAGGUGUGGCUCUCAAGCUCUCUGUAUUCCUCAACCUACUUCAUUUUCCUAUACCUGUGUAUGCGCACUAGGCUGGUCAGGCAAGUACUGUGACAGCAAAAUUCAGUUUUUUAUAGCAAAGUUUAUCGGUAACUCCUAUAUCAAAUACACAGAUCCUUAUUAUAGAAAAAGAGACCUUCAGUAUAGCCGCAUUUCUUUAAAUUUUACUACCAGCCAAACUGAAGGCUUAAUAGUAUGGAUGGGAAAAAGUGAAGAUGAAGACAAUGAUUUUCUUGCCAUUGGUCUUGCCAAUGGAACACUAAAAAUUGUGAUUAAUCUUGGAGAAAGAAUCUCUGUUCCUCUAAUUCACAGCAAAUACUCCACCUGUUGUGAUGAAAGAUGGCAUUUCGUUACUGUAGUACAAAACCAAACUUGUAUUAAGGUAUAUCUUGAUGAGGAGCUAAUUAUUUUUGAAGAUAUUGAUCCACGCAGAAAAUAUACUGCUUUAAACUACGGUGGCAUUUGUUAUUUUGGUGGGUUUGAAAUUGGCAGGGAAGUCAAUAUAGUCACUGCAGGGCUUUUUCAGAAGGAAUUCAUUGGUAAAAUAAAAGAUGUUGUGCUUUUCCAAGAUUCUAAGAAGAUUCAGCUAAUGAAAGCAGAAGGGUAUAAUGUUUACAAUGGAAAUUAUGGAAAUUAAUUGGAAAACUGUUUUAAGACUCUUUAAAAGUGGCAUAUUUGCUUUUCCUCCAAUUUCUUGUGUGAGCUGGUAGUGAGAGACUCAGGAACCAACAGAAUAAAGCACUUAAUAAAAUUGUCCCCAAUUCCCUUUUUUAAUGUUGAGUAUUAAUAGCAUAUAUAAAACAUGAUUAGAUAUUUUACUUAUAAAAUUAUUUUCCAUACUCUUUAGUACUAACUUAACUUUAAAAUAAUGGGAAAGUUUAGUCUUUCUGUAGACAAAUAGACUGUAAUUAGCUUAUAAAGCCAACUGUUACGCCAAUAUUAUUUAUUACUUUAUAAAGACAAGUUGUUCCUCCAAAACUCUUAAAUUUCAUUAGAAUGCAGAGUUCCUCUUUUUUAAUUUUGUAAUAUUUAGGUCAAAUGUGAAAACUUAAAUGUGGAGGUGGGGAAGAAAAGGUGAAGUUGGGUCAAAAAUCACAUUUAUUGCAGUGCGAAUUUUAAAAUCGUAGCACCUGCAAUUACUUGUUAAGUCCACAAAGGUAAUGAAUUUGUUCUCCCUCCCUUCUGAGUCUAUAUGCAUUGUGUACGCCAGACUUCACACUAAAAUAUUAAAGAAGAAUGAUUUUAAGAGCAGGGAUGGUUAUUUUACAUAAUUACUUCAACACAGAUAAAACCCAUGACUGCUGCUUUCCUCCAGCAGAAGGUUCCUGCAAUUCACUACAGGAAGACAUUUUGUUUUAACCAGUCACAGCUGGAAUGUGGCAGUCUACCUACAAAUGACUUCUAUUCCUAAAAGCUUAAAACCUAGAAUGUUGAAGACCUGCUUUGCUUUAGCCAUACCAGUCUGGCUUAUGUGCCCCUAGAUGAGAUUUUGACAUUUUAUUAGAUGAAGGUUUGUGUCGCAGUAUAUUGAAUUUCCAAUAAUCUCAAAAGUCAACAGAACUCUUCAUAUACAGAAUAGUUUGGUUGGAAGAGACCUUAAAGAUCAUCCAGUUCCAACUAGAUUAUAUAAAUCCAAUAACUAUUCCUUCUGCAAAAGCUCACUUAUAUUCUAUUUUAGUGAGCAAUGAAACAAAAAUAUAUUGUCAUAUUUUAAUCUGCUUGAAUAAAUGACUUAUGAUGCUACCUACAUUUCUCAUUUGACUGUUGGCUUACUGUAUAAGUAAUCACUUAAAAUAAAAAUAAUAGUGAUUAAUUCUCAUCUUUUCCUUUUUUUACUUUAUGAUUACUCAAAAGCACAUAAUAAACCAUGGCCACCUCAUAUGGAAAUUCUCCAAAUACAAGUCUUUAGAGGGUAUCUAUCAGAAACAAGUAACUAAUUCUGGGUUUUAUUUUGUCUUUCCAUAAAGCAGAUAUAAAGCAGAAACCAUAAGCACAGUAAAACCAAGUGACACACAAUACAUUCCACACACCUAUAAUUAGUAGAUGUAGCAAUGAAUGCACUGCCAUGGCAGUUACAGAUAACUUGUAGAUAACUAAGGAGGGGGUGAGGGGAAGGAGAGUGAUGGAACUACCUCAAGGUGUUUUAGUAAGGAACUGCAAACAUCUUCAUGAGGUUCCUUCUAUCCUCUUCAGCUGCUCUGAGCCCUCAAGCAAUCAGCCUGAUGCAACAGAGCUUCUUCCUCUCUUCCCAAUGGGCUGCUCGCAACGCCCACUUGGCAUUUCAGCUGGCUGCAGACUCUUCUCAUCUUCCAGUUUCUCUCAGGAGGGCCUUUUACGGCCAUGCGAUGCUGGGAAAGGGAGCGUAUUUAGGGUUUAUCCUGUUCUCUCUGGGGCUCCUGGUGUACUGCCAGUUCCUCCAGUACACACUGCUUUUUGUGGCCUGAGCAAUGAUUCAGUGUAGAACAAGUGACUGCAGCACUUCCAGCUAACACAAGUGUUGGAAGGAGAGUCACCAAAGGCAACAAAGAAGACAACAUCCUUUAUUGUUGGAGUAGUGGGAUUUACUCCCAUUACACUACCUCAGGUUCUAGGACCAAAUCCCGGAAACUGUCAUUGUUAAUUUAAACUCUUAACAAAACUCUCCCUCAAGAGUUGUUUUACUGUGGCUCUCGUUGGGUUCUACACACAAGAGGCAGGUAUUAAAGCACUCAGCAAACCUGGAACAUCUUUUCAUAGUCUUUCCAAACAACUUCUUUCUGGUAGUUCUGGAAGAAACCAUUCCCAUCCCUUCCAUAGAGACGGUUGCAAUUUUCCUUGCUCCCAGUUUAAUUUUAGAGCACAAAUGGAUGUGAAUGUGCAAGACACUGCCAGUGAACCAGGAGUUGAACAUGUUAAAAGAAAAUCUUCACAAGCAGAGCUGCCAACUCAAAAUUUACUCCAAAAACCACAGCAAUGCUUUGGUGCACUUCUAUGUCUAAAGAACACAACACAUGUGUAAUACUACCAGAUACACUCAGUGGCGCUACUGCUAUACAGACCAUGGAAUUAAUUUGGAAAAGACUAGCUUUAUAGCAUGAGAACAUGAUGUGAAUAAAGUCAAAAGUUUAAAUGUUGCUUCUAGUUAUGAACAAAUAGGAUUUAUUUUUUAAUGAAUCUUCUCACGUAUGAGUCUAAGAAACGUUACUUAAGUCCACCAUCCCCUUUAUUCGGUGCAAGGUUUUUAAUUUUAGUCAAUUUCACCACAAAGCUACCUCUGCAAGGUAUCCACAUGAAAUUUUACCAUAAAAUAUAUUCAUAAUUAAAACUAACAAUUAGCGUGUUCUGAGACUGGAAUGACCUUUUUCUGGAAAUAAGCUUUUCUACAGCCCAGUGCAAAAAGCUACAUUAGUACAUAAGGUCAUGUACUCGAAGUGAAAAACAAAACACUGAAAAACAGAACAAUAAACUUAAGUUUUUCUUUAUAUAAUGGAAUACUUUUGCUGAUUCCAACAAACUCAACAAAAUGACCAGUGUAUUUUAAGAAGUAUAAGAGCAGCAGAUUUGAGUUUGUUUUCAGAUUUGCCUUUUUUGGCUUUUUGUUUUCCACCAAUGGAUGUCAGUCACUGCAAAAUAUCCAUUUACUAGGAGACCUAUACGGUACAAACACCCUCUUGUCCU
Messenger RNA from Cuculus canorus (common cuckoo), 12092 nucleotides. It is a transcript of the gene EYS, whose product is annotated as eyes shut homolog. Lineage: Eukaryota; Metazoa; Chordata; Aves; Cuculiformes; Cuculidae. Bases 145 to 9072 code for a protein of 2975 amino acids. The record is from RefSeq and is a predicted model, not a curated record. The transcript has 49 exons. Gene Ontology annotation, biological process: Notch signaling pathway. Gene Ontology annotation, molecular function: calcium ion binding; Notch binding.